This is a messenger RNA of Fusarium vanettenii 77-13-4, 2016 nucleotides long. RefSeq lists its product as uncharacterized. Bases 1 to 2016 code for a protein of 671 amino acids. The transcript has a single exon. The record is from RefSeq and is a predicted model, not a curated record. NCBI's taxonomy places the organism in Eukaryota, Fungi, Ascomycota, Sordariomycetes, Hypocreales, Nectriaceae.
AUGAAGUCCAUCUCUUUCGUCCUCACCCUACUCCUCAGCAGCGCUCUGGCUGCUCCCUUCGAGUCUACCUACUCUAGCCUAUCCGCCCGCGAGGAGGCCGGCCUCUUCGACGACUUGAAGGGUGGUAGCCUCGGCCCACGGGCUAGCGAUGACACCGUUGCGCGUGCUACGGAUGACCUGGACAAGUUCCUUGCAUCACUCGGCGGUCAAGGAAAGGGCGACAGCAAGGCGCCUUCCAAGCGUGAGGAAGCCCUCCUCGGUGAGCUCCUAGCUGGUCUUAUCCCUGGCCUGACUGGCGGCUCCGGAGCCGUUGGAGGACUCACCAAGGGCGCCACUGACGCUGUGGACGGCGUGACCGGUGGCCUUACCAAGGAGCUCAAGGAAAAGCUUGGUGAUGUUACCGGUAGCGCUGGAGGUCUUACCAAGGACGUUACCGACAAGCUUGAUGGUCUCACUGGUAAGGGAUCUGAUAAGCAGAAGCGUGAGGAAGCCCUUCUCGGUGAGCUCCUAGCUGGUUUCAUCCCCGGCCUGACUGGCGGCUCCGGAGCUGUUGGAGACCUCACCAAGGGGCUCACCGACACAGUGGGCGGCGCGACUGGUGGCCUUACCAAGGAGCUCAAGGAAAAGCUUGGUGAUGUUACCGGCAGCACUGGAGGCCUUACCAAGGACGUUACCGACAAGCUGGAUGGUCUCACUGGUAAGGGAUCCGACAAGCAGAAGCGUGAGGAGGCCUUUGUUGUCGGCGACCUUCUAGGUUUGAUUAGCGGUCUUACCGGCGGCCUGACUGGCGGCGCUGGUGGCAGUGCAGCCGCUGGAGGACUCACCGAGGGGCUCAAGGACAAGCUUGGUGAUGUUACCGGUAGCGCUGGAGAUCUUCCCAAAGACCUUACCGAAAAGCUGGGUGCCCUGGCUGGCGGAAAGUCUGGCGAAGACGGUGCCGACAAGAAGGGAUCCGACAAGCAGAAGCGCGAGGAGGCUCUUGCCGGGCUACCCCUUGAGAAGAUUCUUCCUCUUCUGAAGGCGCUCGGGCUCGGAAAGCGUGAAGAGGCUCUUGGUGGACUCCCCGAUUCCAUCGAAGAUCUCCUCAAGCUCCUAGGACUUGACAAGCGAGACGAAGCACUCUCUAAGCGUGAGGAGGCUAUUCUGCCCAUCCCCCUUGAUGACCUCCUUAAGCUUCUAGGCGGACUCACCAAGAGUGGCAAGCAGGGCCUUGGCAAGCGCGAGGAGGCCAUUGCUGGACUUCCCAUCUCUAUCAAAGAUCUCCUCAGCAUCCUAGGGCUUGGCAAGGGUAGCGAAGAGGGCCUCUCCAAGCGUGAGGAGGCCAUUGCUGGACUCCCUUCGCUCGAUGAUCUCCUUAAAAUCCUAGGACUUGACAAGCGUGGCGAAGAGGGUCUCUCCAAGCGUGAGGAGGCUAUUCUGCCCAUCCCCCUUGGUAACCUCCUUAAGCUUCUAGGUGGACUCACCAAGAGUGGCAAGCAGGGCCUUGGAAAGCGCGAGGAGGCCAUUGCCGGACUCCCCGUCGGUGCCAUCCUUGACCUCCUUAAGAGUCUUGGACUCAGCAAGAGAGAUGGACAGGAGCUAUCUGAGCGCGAGGUCGCUGGUAUUGGGAGAAUUCUCAGCCUCAACCUCCUGCCGCUCACCAAGGGAUCAGGAAAGCGAGAUGUCGCUGAAGGAUCAUCCAUUGAUCGCCGAGACCCCAUCGUUCUCACUCCUGAGAUCAUCGAGUCUCUUAUUCGCCAGAAGCUCGAGGCUGCCAAGAAGGGCAAGGGUGAGAUCAAGGACAAGGCCAGUGGCAAGGACAAGCGCGAGGUGGCAAACCACCAAGCCGCUGGCGAUAUCACCGAUGAGCUCAAGGAAAUUCUUGAGGCUCUCCUGGGUGGUGCCGACAAGCUCCCUGCCGUCGACUCGAUCAAGCAGGCCGUGGAGGACAAGGCUGGCGAUGCCAAGGAUGUGGCUAAGGAUGCCUCGGGAAAGACCAAGGAGGCUGUUGCCGCUGUUGACCCUGUCUCUGCUUAG